UUAAACCUUUCGCUCGGUCGUCGGUGGCAGUGAAAAGUGGGAAGUGGAAAAUUCACUGACCGGAACGUCGGAAGUUGCAAACCGAUGCCGCGGAAAGGAAAGAACGUGUGUUUGCAGUAGGUGUGUCUGGGGAAGUGGCAUUAAACCGUACGGUUCUUCCGUUCCUUGUCUGUGCAGUGUGCUUUCAGUGCGGCGCAAAGUGGUUUUGUGCAGUGUAAAAUCGGUGCAUGUUGCGUUUUAUGCAUUCGGGCGAUUGAGCUUUUAAAAUUCACGAAUCAGUGGUGGUGGUGUUGUAGGCUGAAAGUGAGCGUUUUGUUCCCGCAAGGGAAAAGGAAAUUUAUUUGGCCAAAGCACGGGCAGGUCUUUUAGCUCCAUUCCAACGGUUAGUUUGAUAGUGAUCGAACAGGGCCAGCACUGGUUGAUGGGUUUUAGGAGAAACAUUUCUCUGCUGUAAGCGACAAAGAUACAAUCGUUUCCCGGCGUACAUACCGGAAACCGGCCCCGUUGUGAGGGUGGUCGAUUUAAAUGCCACCACAGAUACUGCCGAUACUGGGAAGCAGUGGUAGCAUCAGCACAAAGAUGCAGUCCCGCGAUCAUCCCUUCAACCGGUCCACCAGACCGCUGCUGGAACGCCGCGCCCAGCCUCAGGUGGUGAGCACCAAGAAACCGUUCCACUACGGUGCCGGAUCCGGUGCGGCCGGUCAGCCACCGAAAGUGCCGACCCGUGGCUAUAACGACUUUAACCUGAUCAGUCGUCAGUACGACGCGUGGAACUCGAACCAUUCGCACAAGGGCUACCCGUACGGUAGUCCACCGUCGCCGACACACGACGUCGGCGGGCACGACUUCCAGUUCUCGGACAUUGAGGGACCUCAGCGGGCCCAACAUCAUCAGCGCACCGUGCAUCAGUACACGGUAAACAGCAACAACAGCGACGACGAUGACGACUACGACGAGCUGGUGUAUCAUCACAAUCAGCUUAAUGUCGCGUCGAACGGUGCCGGGCUGAAGGUGGCCAAUCAGCAGCUACGCCGGCGGCUACUGGAUGCCGCCUCGCCGAAACCUCCAGUACCGCCGCAGCGGACGGUGCAUAAGACACCGCCACCACCGCCCCGCAGGACGGAAUCACCACCGACCGGGGGUGGACCGGUGGCCGAUCUCGACGGACCGUUCGUGUUCGGUGUACAUCAUCCCAACACCUUCACGCCAGCGUACGGCAAUAAGGCGACGCUGUACGGUACGGGUACGACGGCCAUUGGCGGCAAGGAUGCAAAGGAUGCGCUUCAUUCCAGCCCCGACUCGAGCCAGCACAGCAGCGAUACCAGCUCGAGCGAGAAAUCACGACGCGCUUUGGUGAAGGAGAAGAAAAACUCAAAACGAUCGAAAAUCGAGAAAAAAGAAAAAUCGAAACAAAAGCAUGAAAAACGAACGUCCGAAGCGAACGUACCGCCGAACGUGAAGUGUGUCCUCGUGGGAGACGGUGCUGUCGGUAAAACCAACCUUAUACUCUCCUAUAUACAGGACCGGUUCACACACGAAUACGUACCGACGGCAUUCGAUAAGUACAAUGUGGACGUCAGCGUGGAUGGACGACCGAUCGGUGUGACGCUGUGCGAUACAGCAGGACAGGACGCGCUCGACACACUGCGGCAACUAUGCUAUCCCGGUUCCGACGUUAUCCUGCUGUGCUUUUCCGUCGUCCAGCCGGUCAGCUUCCGUUCGCUGGCCACCAAAUGGCAGCCGGAAAUUAGCAAGCUGAAGGGUGUCUCGGUGGUGCUUGUCGGGACGCAAUCCGAUCUACGGAACGAUCAGAAUACGAUCAGCAAGCUACAGGCUCAGGGCGAGAAACCCAUCCUGUUCUCAUCUGCUUGGGACUUUGCCCGAAAGAUAGGCGCUAAAUACAUUGAAACAUCGUCACACAAGAAGGAACACAUUAAAGAGGUAUUCGAUACAGCCAUCUGGGACGCACUGCAAUCACAGGAGUAUAGCAAACGGAAGCGGCCACUCUGGAAGCGAUUAUGCUGUGUGACCUGCUGACUCAUGGCUUGCAUGAGAAUACACAAACAAAGCACACAAAAUCAAGACUGUCUGUUCCUAUGUGCAGUGGUUUCGCGAGCUGCGCUCCAGCAAAACACAAGCAGUAGAAACGAGUAGGGCCACUAGGUAGUAGUAGGGUAGCGGUUAUUGUAGAUAAAACAAUCCUCACAGCAUCACGCAGGUACGCCUCAGAUCACGACAUUGAAUAGCUUUGCACUUUAGCCUUAGGUUAAUCUAUUGUUCGCACUGUAUAUUAUCGCGAUUGAAGACAUCAAAAGUGAGAUAAUGUUUAGAUAAAGGAGAGAAGGUUGCGUAACGUCGCGUAACGUCGCGUAACGCCCGCACCGGUAGUAUUACGACUUACAGUGCACAACGAAUGCAGCAUUGUUUGCGUGCUGUUACGAUGCACAGAGCUGGAAGAUAUUUAAUCUAACUAUUGUCGUUCGGCGAAACGGCCGCUAGGAACCGAGCUCGGUCCUAUACGGUAAGGUUAUUGGAUAGUUUAAGCCGCUACUCAAAGAUACGGACGCGACACGAUGAUGCUUAUUGAAUAGGGAACGCAUCUGCCGGCCUGGCAAUACAAACAGAUGCUGCUCGAUUAGAGCCGGUAUUAUUAGCAUUCAGAUAAGGAAGGGCCGUGUGCGUCCCACGGCAGUAUCGUGCUGCGAUGAAGUGUCACCAAAAUAUCGUUGAAACAUACCGAAUACAUACU
Messenger RNA from Anopheles moucheti, 2749 nucleotides. RefSeq lists its product as uncharacterized. Gene Ontology annotation, biological process: small GTPase-mediated signal transduction. The record is from RefSeq and is a predicted model, not a curated record. Gene Ontology annotation, molecular function: GTPase activity; GTP binding. The transcript is spliced from 6 exons. The coding region runs from base 526 to 2037 and encodes 503 amino acids. Lineage: Eukaryota; Metazoa; Arthropoda; Insecta; Diptera; Culicidae.